Quercus lobata is the source of this 2849-nucleotide messenger RNA. RefSeq names its product G-type lectin S-receptor-like serine/threonine-protein kinase SD1-1. NCBI's taxonomy places the organism in Eukaryota, Viridiplantae, Streptophyta, Magnoliopsida, Fagales, Fagaceae. Gene Ontology annotation, biological process: protein phosphorylation; recognition of pollen. Gene Ontology annotation, cellular component: plasma membrane. The transcript is spliced from 7 exons. The coding region runs from base 119 to 2578 and encodes 819 amino acids. Gene Ontology annotation, molecular function: protein serine/threonine kinase activity; ATP binding. The record is from RefSeq and is a predicted model, not a curated record.
CUCAAACUUCAUUUCUUGUCCUCUUUCUUCUUUUUCUUCGUUCCUUUUCUUCCUUUCUGAUCUGAUUCACAACUUUCUUCAACACAAUUAUAACAUGUAGAAAAUCAUUAGAAAAUCGAUGAAAGCCUUUACCUAUCUUUUUGUCUUCGCAAUCAUAUGGUCCUUCUUAAAUCCUUCCAAUACACUAGAUAUUAUUACUCCAGUCCAAUCAAUCAGAGACGGUGACACCUUAGUUUCUGCUAGUCGAAGAUUUCAAUUGGGAUUCUUCAGCCCAGGUAAUUCAAAAGGCAGAUACGUGGGGAUAUGGUACACGAAAUUUUCUGGGACAGCUGUUUGGGUAGCCAACAGAGACACUCCACUGAACGAUCACUCAGGAGUGUUGAAGGUCACUAAUGGAGUUGUUAGCCUUCUCAACAGCACAAAUAGCGUUGCUUGGUCAUCUAAUACAUCAAGAACUGCAGAAAAUCCAGUUUUAGAGCUCUUGGACAACGGAAAUCUUGUUGUGAAAGAUGAAAAGGUUGAUGGCCCUGUGAACUAUUUGUGGCAGAGUUUUGAUUAUCCUUGCGACACUUUCCUACCGGAAAUGAAACUUGGAAAGAACUUAGUGACUGGCUUAGAUAGGUUCUUCACAUCUUGGAAGAGCACUGAUGAUCCCGCUCAAGGUGAGUUUUCAAUACGGUUAGAUCUUCGUGGGCUUCCACAAGUGGUUCUUAUGCAAGGAGACAGAGUAAAGGUUCGACAAGGAUCAUGGAAUGGCCUUCGUCUUAAUGGCUAUAGUGGUUUAAUACCGAAUCCACUAGUUGAGGUUGAAUUCCAUUUCAAUGAGAGUGAGGUCUUUUAUGAUUACAAAGUCAGAAAUAGUUCGGUGUUCACAAGAUACAUCUUAAACCCAUCCGGAUUUGUACAACGGUUCACAUGGCUGGAUCGGAUAAACCGUUGGGAGCUAUUCUCAACAACGCCAGCAGAUCAGUGUGCAAAUUAUGCCUUCUGUGGGGCAUAUGCUAGCUGCACUAUUGGUAACACUCCCGUAUGUGCAUGCUUGGAAGGAUUCUUACCCAAGUCUCCAAAAGCUUGGGAUUCAGUGGAUUGGUCUGAUGGGUGUGUUCGAAAGACUCCAUUGAAUUGCAGUGAUGGUCCUGAUAGAGAUGGCUUCCUUAAGUACUCGGGGUUGAGAUUGCCUGAUACAUCUUCUUCCUGGUUUGAUAAGACUAUGAGCCUCAAGGAAUGUGAAGAAUUGUGUUUGAAAAACUGCUCUUGCACAGCAUAUGGAAGUUUAGAUAUCAGGAUGGGAGGAAGUGGCUGCUUGCUUUGGUUUGGUAAACUAGUUGAUAUUACAGGGAUCGCAAAGAAUGCAGAAGACCAGUUCUAUGUAAGAUUGGCUGCUUCAGAACUAGAUCAUGUUGAGAAAAAGAGGCGCUCCAGCAAGAAGAAACUUGCAGGAAUCGUAAUCGGCUCUGCAUUGUAUGUCUUGGGAAUGAUAAUAAUUGGAUUGGUAACAUACAUAUGGAAGAAGAAACGCAGAAACCAAGCGAUGAAAAAAGGAAAUAUUGGGAAGGAAUGUGACAAUGUGGGCAGGAAGGAAGACAUUGAGUUACCAAUAUUUGAUCUGACAGCCAUUGCCAAUGCGACUGAUAACUUCUCAAAUAACAACAAGUUGGGAGAAGGUGGCUUUGGAUCUGUCUACAAGGGUACAUUGCUAGAGGGGGAAGAGAUAGCAGUAAAAAGGCUAUCAAAGAAUUCUGGGCAAGGAAUGUUUGAGUUCAAAAAUGAAGUUAUUUUAAUUGCAAAACUUCAGCACCGCAAUCUUGUGAGGCUUCUUGGCUAUUGCAUUGAAGAAAAUGAAAAAAUGCUAAUCUAUGAAUACAUGCCUAACAAAAGCUUGGAUUCCUUAAUUUUUGAUCAAACGAAGAGUAAAUUGCUGGAUUGGCAUAUGCGCAUCAACAUAAUUGCUGGGGUUGCUAGAGGGCUUCUCUAUCUUCAUCAAGACUCUAGAUUGAGAAUUAUCCAUAGAGAUCUCAAAGCUAGCAAUAUCUUACUUGAUAAUGACAUGAAUCCAAAAAUUUCAGACUUCGGCCUGGCCAAAUCAUUUGGGGGAGAUCAAGGUGAUGCCGAGACCAAUAGGAUUAUUGGAACAUAUGGUUAUAUGUCUCCUGAGUAUGCAGUACAUGGGCAAUACUCAAUCAAAUCUGACGUGUUUAGCUUUGGAGUUUUAAUAUUAGAGAUGGUGAGUGGGAAGAAGAACAGGGGAUUUAGUCACCCAGAGCACCACCAUAAUCUUCUUGGACAUGCAUGGAGACUAUGGAUUGAAGGUAGGCCAAUUGAAUUGAUCGAUAACUCAGUUGGUGACUUCUCUCUAUCCGAAAUGUUACGAUGCAUUCAUGUGGGUCUGUUAUGUGUGCAACAAAGAUCAGAAGAUAGGCCAAACAUGUCAUCUGUGGUUUUAAUGUUAAGCAGUGAGAGUCUAUUGCCUAAGCCAAGGCAGCCAGGCUUCUAUAUAGAUUCACCUGAAGCAAAUUCUUCAUGUAUCACACCUUGUUCAACAAAUGGAAUCACCUUUACAUUGUUUGAGGGAAGGUAGAAUAUAAUUUCUUAAGAGGAAAUGGGAGAGGUUUCUUAUGAAAUUUAUGUAAGAAUGAAUUAAAAACCUCUUGCUCAACAAAAAUGCUCUCUCAAGCCAUUUUUGCGAUAUACCAGAUUAUGUUACUUGAAUUGGAUAAUUGUGUUUUGUGUUGCCUUAUAUAGAAUCCAAUGUGAGGAAUUUACUAGAUCAAACUGGGUUGUAUAAGUAUUACGAAGAGGCUUUACUGUAACUUGACUAGUCCUAUUCAAUAUGAACAAAAUUUGAGAAA